Molecule: messenger RNA, 1329 nt
Organism: Gymnodraco acuticeps
Lineage: Eukaryota; Metazoa; Chordata; Actinopteri; Perciformes; Bathydraconidae
Gene: ube2s
Product: ubiquitin-conjugating enzyme E2S
Exons: 4
Coding region: 176-865 (229 amino acids)
Source: RefSeq, a predicted model, not a curated record
AGGUUAAACUGGGAUUGUAUUUUUGUUCCUGUGUCAACGAAAAGAAGAAAAGAAGAGUACCCAGUCAGACCCGGCUAAGUUUCAUCAGAGAUAGUUUGUUCACACAUUACGGAAAGGUCUCCUUGUAUCUGAUAAUAGCCCUACAUCCAACGCUUUAGAAGAUCUCCUUUUGAAGAUGAACUCCAAUGUGGAGAAUUUGCCUCCUCAUAUUCUUCGCUUGGUCUACAAAGAGGUUGCAGCGUUAGCAGCAGACCCCCCCGAGGGUAUCAAGGUUUAUCCCAGUGAGGAAGACAUCACUGAGCUCCAUACAGCCAUCGAAGGACCAGAGGGAACUCCGUUUGCUGGCGGCGUUUUCCGAAUGCGUCUGGUCCUCGGGAAGGACUUCCCUGCGGUUCCACCCAAGGGGUAUUUCCUGACCAAGAUUUUUCACCCUAAUGUGGGUCACAAGGGAGAGAUCUGUGUCAACGUGUUGAAGAGGGACUGGAAGGCAGAGCUCGGCAUCAGACACGUCUUGCUUACAAUCAAGUGUCUUCUCAUCCAUCCGAAUCCUGAGUCCGCUCUGAACGAAGAAGCUGGGCGUUUGCUGUUCGAGGACUAUGCAGAAUACGAGUCCCGCGCUCGUCUGCUCACAGAGAUCCACGCCAUGGGCCCUUCUGGGGCCCUUCAGGACCCUAACGACGGCCCCCAGCCAAAGAAGCACGCAGGUGACCCCAUGAAGAGAGCUGGACCCAGCGCAGCACCGGUGCCAGCAACUCUGGGCAACGGAGCGAACGCAGCCAGUACCACCAGCAAUAGCAACAGUAGCACUAAUAACGUAGCAGGGAAAAAGAAAGCAGAUAAAAAGAGGGCAUUGAGGCGACUUUAAUACCUCUGCAAAAUUCUCAGUGUGUGUCUGUGUGUGUGUACGUGUGAGAGCGAGUGUGUGUAAAUAUAAUUAUUGAAGUUUGCUUACAAGGUUUUUGUUCCUUCUUUUUACCACCUAUUAAGACUUUCUACUUUGUACUCAUACCGUAGCUUCUGUUUUGCCUCCAGUUUGUCCUGUUGGCAUAACAGCUUUGUUAAUUAUUUCCAUACCGAAUGAUAACAUAUUUGUUACUCUUUUUAAAGGAUAUACAACUCCUUAACUGCGGAAAUCAUGCCAUCCGUUAUAUUUUGCCCUCUGCCUUUUGUGAAUGAAUGAGACCUCUAAAGGCUGUCCAAUGAGAUCUACCCACUAUUGUCUCUUUUUAAAGUGUUUCCUGGUAAAUGCUGCUGUGAUGGUACUGUGUACUGCACCGCCAGGCUUAACCAAUAUGUUGUUUUGAAUAAAAUGAACUUUUCAAAUUGACA